Messenger RNA from Scylla paramamosain (green mud crab), 2945 nucleotides. Its product is annotated as galactosylceramide sulfotransferase-like. Gene Ontology annotation, biological process: glycolipid biosynthetic process. Gene Ontology annotation, molecular function: galactosylceramide sulfotransferase activity. The transcript has 10 exons. Gene Ontology annotation, cellular component: membrane. NCBI's taxonomy places the organism in Eukaryota, Metazoa, Arthropoda, Malacostraca, Decapoda, Portunidae. The coding region runs from base 1144 to 2439 and encodes 431 amino acids. The record is from RefSeq and is a predicted model, not a curated record.
AGGCUGGAUAAGAUUUGCUUGUGUGUUGUGUGCUCGUACUCUGAAACGCUUUGUUCUCUCAUCAGAAAUAUUUACAAAAGCCACAGAGAUAAUUAGUUGGAUCCUCGUGUUUUUUUUUUCUUUUCUUUUCUUUUUGAUGAUGCAGAAUCCUUGCUGAAAGUGUCGCCGUUUGAUAAAAGUAAAAGAGUGUGUGGCAACCGCGAUUAGAUAAAUGAGAUAUUCGUUUCUAUUGUAUUAAUUCUUCUUAAUAUUUAUUUCCAAGACUUGCAAAAUUACUGUAGUCAUCUCAUGAACGCAUAUACCAGUUACCAUCGACCUACGGGAGGGGAGUAGGUCAGUGAGGGUGACUUGGAGCUGAAAGGAAACGAUUUAUGACACUUGUCUGAUCGCAUGCACCAUGCUUCAUUGAAAAAUAAGGAUGUAAAUGAAAUUGUGCCUUAAGAUCCUGGCUACAUGAAAAACAACUAAAUGCUGUCUGGCAACCCUACAAGUGGACCGAUGCAUUCCGUUAGACUACCUUCCCCCCAUUGUGACCGCGAAGGAACAAAGCCGAGCGUCCCGCAGGAACCUGCAGGAACCUGCAAGAACCUCUGCUGCACUGAUGUUGUUAGCUCUGUGUGCCGUCCCCACUGGGAUAUUGAGGACAUUGUGACCGUCUGCUAUGUUUUGUUUUUAGGGUGUUAGCUUGUGUGUGCAUCUACUGGAACAAGAAUGGUGAUAUGGAACUCCACCUCAAGCAGAUGACAUGUGAAAGUCAAGUCUCAGUUAUGUUCGCAUAUACUGAUAUAUUUACCGUCAAUAUUGUGUUUUUCUUCAUCAUUAAUAUGCGAUAUAAAUACGUAUAUUAAAAGAAAUAUAUAACAUAAACAACAGGUGAGAUAUUAUUCUAUUCCUCGUGCUGCGUGUUUCCUAUGCAGCAGUGAAAAGUCAGCUAUGAAUGAAAGUCGCGUUUAUAUAAUAAUGAAUGGUUUGUCAUCACUUCUGCCUCGUCUUUGUGCUUCUUGUGCCCCAGAAGUGAACUGCUGGGUGACCGCUUCUCACCGCGCGUACCUUCACUGUCACACACUCCGUGCUCCUGACAGGGUACACAUAGCAAUGCUGCCACUGAAUCCGGGUUGUAGCAUACACUAAAGCUGUUGAAUAAUGUUUAAGCACAUGCUGCUCCUACUGAAGCACCGCCGAACGCUGUGCUCCUUGGUGGUGGUGCUGCUAUGUGGCACUUUGUUGAUGGACGGCCAGCUGCUCCUACUGACAAGGUCUCCAAACAGCAGGUUAUUCCAGAACAGCUCACACAAGUACAGCUGGUCCACGGUGUCAGUAACAUGCUCGCCGCGGACCAAUAUCGCUUUUCUCAAGAAUCAUAAGUGUGCCUCUACUGCCAUACAGAACAUUCUCUUCCGUUAUGGUUACAAGCACAACCUCAAAUUCGCUCUGCCAGAGAAGAGAAAUUUCUUCGGUACGGGACUCGAGAAUUUCCGAGCCGAAAUGGUGCUCUCCUCCACCCUGAACAAACUCCAGCCCAACAUCUUUGCCAUCCACACCAAAUGGAACCAUACUGAGGUGAAGAAAGUUAUGCCAGCCAAUACUGUGUUCUUCACCAUUGUCAGGGAGCCCAUCGCUCUCUUUGAAGCCUUCUUUGCCUUCUCCAGGGCUAAAAAGAGGACUGGCCUGACCCUGGAGCAGUACAUCAGAGAGGUGCCUGUGGAUGAGAAGAGGACAGGCCUCUUCCACUACAAUACAAUGGCGUGGGACUUCGGGAUGCCAGAGGAGAAACUCAACAAUCUUACUGACAUCUGGGAUAUGGUAAUGCAGGCAGAUGAGCAGUUUGGGUUAGUGAUGGUUGUGGAGAGGAUGGAAGAGUCACUGGUGCUGAUGGCUGACUACUUGUGCUGGGAGCUGAGUGAUGUGCUUGUGCUAGAUCUCAACUCUCUCAGGAGUAAGUUCAAAAAACCUCUACAGCAGGAAUUAAAGAAUAUCCUGCAGAAAAAGCUUGCCCCAGAUUAUCUUAUAUAUAGGCAUUUCCUGAAGAAGUUUGACCAACAAGUCGAAGCCUAUGGAAGAGGCAGAAUGGCAGCAGCAGUGUCCAGGCUACGGGAAAUGAUGGCACUGCUCAUGGAUCUCUGCAGUUUCGUCAGAAAAAAUGCUUCACAGCUUGCCGGGAAGUAUAGGCCCACAUCAAAUAAGGUGGAAGGCUUCAAGACAAAAGGUGACAUGUGUAGUCUCUACACAUUACCAGAGCUUUCAUUCCUAAGUUUACUGAGGCAGAAGCAACGUAAAGACAUCAUCAUUAGCAAGACCAAUACAAAGCCAACCUCCAAGGUACCUCCCAAGACAACAGCCUGGCCUUCAAAGUCCUCAGAACUUACCUCCAGAGGAUAUAACAACUCACCAGAAUCUAAUCAGCUGACACAUCUGUUAUCACCAUCUCUGGGGUACUAAGACUGUUGCAUCAUACCCUAUACAGCCCCAUUACACCACUAAGACCAGGAACAAGAAACAAGCAAAUAACAAGGUUCUUCAUCAGAAUCAUCCUACAAAUCCCAACACAGUAUUAAGACAGAAGAUAGAGUUGUAGGAAGGAAAAUUCUUAUGACUGGUAAUCGGAAUGACUAUAAGUUCCGGGUUCAAGCUUGGUAAAAGUUUGAAUUAAAAAGAGAUAAGACAUUGGAGUGGUAGAUGACUGUUAUGGACUAAAGUAAUCAGGUUACUGGUGCUGAGUCAAUAGCAAGCUUUAAAAGAUUAGAAGUGAAGGACAGAUGAUAGGUGGAUACAGGUAGGCAGGUUUUAUGCAGGGACUGCCAUGUAUAGGUCUACUAGCUUCCUACAGCUUUCCUUAGUUUCUUAUGUUCUUGCAUUCUCUAUUGACCUGAACACAGUAAAUAUUUCCUGUAGAUGUAAACCUCUAGGAAAUCUGCUGAGCUUAGAUAUAUAUAUAUAUAUAUAUA